UGUCUUUUUUAGGUCCCACCAAAAAGGCAUGUUGUGAACGGAGUUUCUGAGGUGUAGGGACGGAUAAGCUUAUGGUGGCUUACAAAGGCAAAAAAGAGAGAUUGCUUUCAGGAAUUUGUUUUCUGAACUUGGUUUCUCUUGGGUAUGGUUGCCAAGCUUUGCUUAAUGGCUUCUCAUGGGUACCUUCCCGGGCUUGUUCUGCACCAAGAACAAGGCAGAAUCCUCAAGGAUUCUCAACAUCUUUUGCCAAGUUCUGGAGCUAGGCACGAGAUAAUAAGAUCAAGAACACUUACUAUCAGGCCAAAUCAUUAUGAGGAGCCAUUAAAACCCCUAUGUGGGUUGGCUGACUCUAGUCAGUUUGUCCAGAUUGACUCAACAGUUAAAAAGCCUGUGCUCAUUGAUGUGCAAGAUGAUCACCCAGACUCAAUACUAUUUAGCUUUGGAAUUUCUGAGCAAUGUACGAAACAUGAAAAAAUAUUGAAGUUCCUCAUGUCCGGACCAAGUGAAGUGGAGAGAAGGGAAUUUGAUAUGUCUUUACUAUCUGACUUGAUGGGGUUACAAGCAUUGAAUGUGUAUCAACAGCCAACUGCUCCUCUUAUUUACCCAAGUUGCAAACUUUUCUCACAGAAGCCUCCAAUGGACUUUGUGGGAGACUUGGCCUGUGGUCCAAAAUUUGCAGUUCACCAAGAUGGUCGAGUAGUAUUCAUGGGCACUGGGAUGGAGGUGAAAGAUCUACUUUCAGUUGUUGCUGAGGUUUAUCUAUCGAGAAACUCACCCAAAUGGAGAAAGCCGUCUAUGCUGGUCCCACAAUAUAAUAGGCUUGGCAGCAACGAAGCAGUCACUAAUGUUCAGGGGUCUUGUUUGAAGGUUCAAGCUACAACUGUUGUCCCUUUGAAGAGUCCCGAUAAAGUAAAGGUUAAGCCAUCACCAAAGAAGAAGAACAAAAGGAAAGUUGGCAGAGAGAGGGAUGAGUGCAAGAAGAACUAUUUCCAUGCUUGUGAGAGCCUUCUAUCAAUAAUGGUUAACAAAAGGUACAAUGGAAAAACGGCAAUCCUUUCUCUAAAGAAAUCUGGCCCGGAGCUUCCUGAGCUCCUGACCCAAUUUUCUGCUGGAAUUGCCGGGACUGGUCUUGCUGUACUUUUCUCUGUCAUCAGUAAAUUAGCUUGUGGGAGGGUACCGUUCUGUGGAUCUAAACUCUUGAGCACGAGUUUUGGGUUUGGACUGGUUUGGCUCUCAUGGGCAGUGAAUAAACUGAGUGACACGAUUCUCUAUAUCAUCAAGAAUUCUGGGAAGCUGAGUUUGAAGGAAGAGGAAAUUAUGAGGAGAGUGGAUAAAAGCGUCAAGGAGAUUUGCUUAGGAACUGCAACUCUGAUGGUAGUGGCAAUGCUGAAGUUUGCAUGAGCAUCCUUGGAGAAAUACGAUUUCAGGAAAGUACCAAGGGUUUGGAGAACACACCUUAGAGGGUAAUGGCUGUUACACUGUAAUAGGGUGGUGUUGAUUAUACAAUGCUCAAGCUCAAUGGGGUGUUGCUUGAAAUGAACUUUGACAACAAACUUAGGCCGGCCGGGUCAGUGAUCACCAGUCAGGUAGUCCUUGUCAAAGUUAGUAUGUCACUAGUAGGAGGGUAACAUGGUUAGGAACUGGGAGUAAAUACUGUAAAGCUUACUAUACAAAAACUUGUAUAUGAAAUUAAGAUAUUUUUUUU
Molecule: messenger RNA, 1705 nt
Organism: Juglans microcarpa x Juglans regia
Lineage: Eukaryota; Viridiplantae; Streptophyta; Magnoliopsida; Fagales; Juglandaceae
Exons: 5
Coding region: 145-1401 (418 amino acids)
Source: RefSeq, a predicted model, not a curated record